Molecule: messenger RNA, 4413 nt
Organism: Acipenser ruthenus (sterlet)
Lineage: Eukaryota; Metazoa; Chordata; Actinopteri; Acipenseriformes; Acipenseridae
Product: tribbles homolog 3-like
Exons: 4
Coding region: 1719-2762 (347 amino acids)
Biological process (GO): positive regulation of proteasomal ubiquitin-dependent protein catabolic process; regulation of MAP kinase activity; protein phosphorylation
Cellular component (GO): nucleus
Molecular function (GO): protein kinase activity; mitogen-activated protein kinase kinase binding; ATP binding
Source: RefSeq, a predicted model, not a curated record
CCCCGGGCAGGCUGACGCGUUGCGAACGUGGUGGUGAUGUCGCGUCAGGCGCAGCUGGGCGUGGCCUCCUGGAUGUUGCAAUCGAGAGCGGACUCCUCAUCUGCACAGCUCGCAGUGGAAAGCAGGAUAUUAUAUUCUAUAAUAAAGAGCGGACUCCUCAUCUGCUGAGCUCGCAGUGGAAAGCAGGAUAUUAUAUUCUAUAAUAAAGAGCGGACUCCUCAUCUGCUGAGCUCGCAGUGGAAAGCAGGAUAUUAUUAUAUUCUAUAAUAAAGAGCGGACUCCUCAUCUGCUGAGCUCGCAGUGGAAAGCAGGAUAUUAUAUUCUAUAAUAAAGAGCGGACUCCUCAUCUGCUGAGCUCGCAGUGGAAAGCAGGAUAUUAUAUUCUAUAAUAAAGAGCGGACUCCUCAUCUGCUGAGCUCGCAGUGGAAAGCAGGAUAUUAUUAUAUUCUAUAAUAAAGAGCGGACUCCUCAUCUGCUGAGCUCGCAGUGGAAAGCAGGAUAUUAUAUUCUAUAAUAAAGAGCGGACUCCUCAUCUGCUGAGCUCGCAGUGGAAAGCAGGAUAUUAUUAUAUUCUAUAAUAAAGAGCGGACUCCUCAUCUGCUGAGCUCGCAGUGGAAAGCAGGAUAUUAUAUUCUAUAAUAAAGAGCGGACUCCUCAUCUGCUGAGCUCGCAGUGGAAAGCAGGAUAUUAUUAUAUUCUAUAAUAAAGAGCGGACUCCUCAUCUGCACAGCUCGCAGUGGAAAGCAGGAUAUUAUAUUCUAUAAUAAAGAGCGGCUCCGACGCGCAGUCCGGGAGAGGGAAGGACAGACAGGGGCUGUGUGAAAGACGGAGGAGGAGAAGGAGGAGAAGACACGUAUUUAAUACAAGGAAUAGAACAGCCAGGGUUUAUCUGCUUAACAAUACUGUCGAGUCGAGCAAUAAUUAAACCGAACGAGGAAUUCAAAACGCUGUUUUUUUGGUGUGGAAAAUAAUACAACUUCAAGACAAAGAAAGAAAAAAAAGGGUUGUUGCAGUUAAUUACAAGUGUAUUGACUCAGAAGAGUUUCUUUAUCCAAGACGCACACCGAGGAGACCGGCUGCUUCGACACACAGACACGUACAAACCAGAAGAGCCCCGAGACUGUGUCUCUGUCCUCCAAUACUGUUGUUAUACUGUUAGUUUUAUUACACUGGCUCCCGUGUCUGUUGGAAUCCGUUUUCCUUAAGUAAACCGACAGCUUUCACUUCGAAUCGGCUUCGUUUCUGACAAAGGAUUUCUUCCGUGGGGAUAAUAAUAGAUACACUUAGCGGGAAUCGAGAACAAAAGAAACCGGGCUGGUGGUAUACCCGGCGCGACCCUCUGCAACAUAACACCAUACCAGCGGGUUUGCGCCUGCCUCUCUCUCAUCUGCAUCCGUGGAAUUGAACUGGAAACCCCGAACACCGCUUUGGACGACUUUUCUUUGUAAUGAUCGGAUUAUAAUGACGACGCUGUAGUCGCAUUCACCCCAGACGGAAUAGCUGCAGUACUAAGAUGUGCCUCUAAAUUCGCCCACAGAACAGCGUUGCGUUGUUUCUGUUUGAUUUCACCCCCCCCUGAAACUGGUUUCCUGCAUUUUUUAAUUUUUUAAUGUGAUUGGACAUUUUCCGACUCCUGGAAUACUUUGACGUCACCGUGUGCCAGAGACAGACAAGGCGGCCCUUUGAAGUUGCAAGGCUCUGUUUCCCUGUAGACCAAGAUGAGCCUUAACGAGCAGCAGAGGGCGUCUCGCACCCUCCCGCUGAGGCUGAAGAGGCUUGAUUUCGAGGACCCCAAGGAUACUGACACUCCCAAAUGCAAGCGCCCCCGCUUCAGCCAGCCGCCCUCCUCUCCAGGGCUGCCCCCCCUCUCCCAGAGCUCCUGCCCUGGGGUCUCGGACCACAGCAUCUCCCGGGUCGGGCCCUACGUGCUGCUGGAGGCCACCGAGGGAGGCCACUCCUACGGCGCAGUCCACAGCGUCACCGAGCGGGAGUACACGUGCAAGGUGUUGUCCAUGAAGAGGUACCACGAGCUGAUCGCCCCCUAUGCCCGACUGCCGGCCCACGAGCACAUCAGCAGGAUCGCGGAGAUCGUCACGGGGGAGCACAGCGUGUACGUGUUCUUCGCGCGCAGUCACGGCGACAUGCACUCCUACGUGCGCUCGUGCAAGCGGCUGCGCGAGGAGGAGGCCUCGUCCCUCUUCGGGCAGAUGGCGGAGGCCGUGGCGCACUGCCACCAGCACGGCGUGGUCCUGCGAGACCUGAAGCUGCGCAAGUUUGUGUUCACCGACAAGCAGAGAACUAAGCUGGUACUGGAAAACCUUGAAGAUUCUUGCCUUCUUAAAGGGGAAGACGACUCGUUGACUGACAAACACGGCUGCCCGGCGUAUGUGGGACCGGAGAUCCUGAACUCCAAGCACUCCUACUCUGGGAAGGCGGCGGACGUGUGGAGUCUGGGGGUGGUGCUGUACACCAUGCUGGUGGGACGGUACCCCUUCCAGGACGUGGAGCCCGCCGCCCUCUUCAGCAAAAUCCGAAAGGGGGUCUUCACCAUUCCGGAAUCCCUCUCUCCGAAGGCCAGGUGCCUGAUCCGCAACAUGCUCCGGAAAUCCCCAGCGGAGAGACUGAGCGCCAGCGAGACCCUGCUCCACCCCUGGCUCAACUGCACCAGCAUGGCGUCCCUCAGCGCCCCCCCCAACCCAGCCGACAAAACCAGUCCCGAUCAGGUGGUGCCCGACUUCGACAAAUACGAGGGCAGAGACUGAUUGUAGUGCGAGAGCUGUCCUGGCGUGAGAAAUGCUCCGAGCAAAAAUUCAAAAAAUAAACGUUUGAGGAAAGCCAGUGGCGACUGUUGGGGGUGGGAGCAGCCUGGAUUGUAUUGAGUGACUGGUCUGUUCCAAGGGAUCUGUGGAGACCGUUUGGAAGCAGUCAGGAACUGACAUAUGGGGUAUUUGUAUUUUAAGCCUUCGGAAGGGGACUGUUGCAAACGUGAAGGUUUGGUGCACGAGGACUGGGCUUCGGAGGUGCUUUGCAAGGUUAAAACUGAUGACCAACAACCAGACUCCAACACACAGGUGAAACGGACAUAGCAGAGGGACGAUUUUAAUAACGUAGUUUUUUUGAAUGUGGUAUACAAAGUACAUUAGCUUCUCUGCAAGCUUAAAAGAAAAAAAGAUCCAGUAUCCUGUGUCUAAACGCUGUUUCCACUAUUGAUUUUGUUUCCGCUUCCACUUCAUUGAAAAAAGAAAAUCGUGUCUGCGUCAGUGAAAUACUGUCCUGCUUUUUCUGUUCUCUUCUAUCUAUAGAUAAGUCAUUUAUCACGCCGUAGUUCUUGUGCCAGCCAAUAGUGAUUCCUUCCGCUGGCUGUGCUUUCAAAUCAGUGCCACAGGGGAUUAGGUCUGUUCCAUUAAGGAAUAUAUUUGGCAGGCAGACCCCCACCUCUUCCACCCCUCGUGAGAAUAAUGUAUUGAAACGCAGCAGCUUUUUCCUAUGCAAAAGCCACUCGAUGGUGUCUUUGUUGCACUGAAAUAAACACGAUUUGGAGAUGUCCUUGGAAGAAGGAGACAGGUUGUAGGUGUAGCAUUACUAACGUCGGAUACCUCUGAAUCGGAUCGAAUCCUGGAAUACUUGACGCACAACAGGGAUUGUGCUAUUUUUAGCGUUGUUGUUUACAGACGUUGUUUGCUGUGUAAACCUGGGUCCAGCAAGUGGAAGUGCCUUUCUUUGAGACUGGUGAAGAGCCGGUAUGCCACCAGCGCUGUGCUAGUCCUGCACUCCGCUUCCCAGUUACUGGGGAACCGCUUGAUUCAGAAAGGGGGGGGGGUAUUUUUAAACAAAGAACCUUUCCACAAUUCUGGACCCUUGAUGCAAAUCCCUUUUUUUAUUAUUAUUAGUAGUAGUCUUGUAAACCGGCUAUGUUUGAUUUUGCCCUAAAAAAACCAAACUGCCUAUUUUGUAAGAUUAACAUUUGUUUGGUAGUAAGGCAGUGAAUAGGUGUUUAGGUUUCUAAGCUAGAACCUUUGUAUUUUCACGGGGUCCAGAGCUUGUGAAUUACUGAAGGCGGAGGCUGAGACUAUGGACGGAGUGCAGCUUGUUUAUUUAUAGCCACACAAAUCCCCAUACAAGGGCAGCAAAGUGGGCAUUACAGAUCCUGUUGACUGAACACACUUGAGAGUCGCAAGGGGCACUGGAGGCAAACACAGAGCUGAUGUAGCUGUGUACUCUCAUGCUUUCUGUACAGCAACAGCAUCUGUGAUACACGAAACACAUUUUGUGAAUUUGUAAAUAAUUUUUUUUUUUUUUUGUAAUUUUGAAAAUGGAUGAAUGCACACACUACUAAUUUUGUUGUUGUUGUUGUUCAUAUACAAAAAGUGAAUAUUUUUGUUGAUGCCAAUAAUUAAAACAAUUGUAAAUUGA